GACGGCGACGAAUCUCAACAUACUCGUCCCGUUGUUCCGGCCAGACACGCAGACACGGUUUACACAAUCCACACAUCCGCCCACAAUGCCACCACCAAUACGAAGAGCGCCUCUGCGGUCGCUCGCAGUGCCCGUCCUCGCUCGCAGUGCCACCGCAGCAGCUCGACCAUUCAGCAGCACCACUGCCAACCCCUCCGACAUUCCCAUUCCGCCCGAAUCCCCUCGUUUCAUCCCCCUCCCCGACCUCCCCCAGUCAGACGAGACCAAGAAGCCCAUUAUCAAGGGUCGCCUCCCCAUUCCGCGCGAGAUCUUCACUAAGCGCGCCCACAAGGACCACAAGCUCUCGCCGACCUUCGUCCGCGACACAGCACCGCACUCCAAGGCCGAACGGCGCGGCGAGCCGCCGCGGUCUGAACGCGACGCCUGGAAGCGUCUCAUGGCCGAGAGCCGGCGGCAGGCGCUGGGCAGCGGCAUCGGCAACCUGUGGAAGCGCAAGGUGAAGCGGGAGACCAAGGCCAAAGCUCGAGCCGACGCCCACGCGCAGCGCAACCUGGACGACAAGCGCGCCCCCGAGCGGCCGGAUGAGGUGUUCACACGGGGCACGAUCCCGCAGGCCACGCUGGACACGUCGGUCAUCCGGGACCCGAUGUAUGCCACGCGCCAGCGGGAGUCCGCCCAGCGGACGGCGGCGCUGCAGGCGGCCAAGUCGGAGGCGAGGAAGGAUGCGAUCCAGCGGCUCUACGUCGAGGCAAGCGACUUCAUCGUGACCGAGGAGGAGCUGGCCAAGAAGGUGGAUGAGAUUUUCUCCGAGGAGCACUUCACCAAGGCGGGCACCGCACGCGGUAUCUACUGGGGCGCGGAGAACAUGUGGGAGGCAUACGGGUCGCCGACGACGGUGCGGCAGAUGUUUGCAGAUAUGAGGGGCACGAGCACGCACGUCACAAAGGCUUACGAUACAUCCUUCAACAAGACGGUGCAGAGGCAGAAGGUUGUGGCGGGCGAGCUCACCGGUGGUGCGUUGUCUGUAGGCUAG
This is a messenger RNA of Cryphonectria parasitica EP155, 1033 nucleotides long. RefSeq lists its product as uncharacterized. The transcript has a single exon. The record is from RefSeq and is a predicted model, not a curated record. The coding region runs from base 86 to 1033 and encodes 315 amino acids. Lineage: Eukaryota; Fungi; Ascomycota; Sordariomycetes; Diaporthales; Cryphonectriaceae.